GUCGUGCAGAGAGGCCAUUCACUCUGGCGUGAACCUCCUCAUAAGUGUAUAGCUAAGCGCCAUAUAGAGAGCUUGGUCUAUAACAGCCAUACCCGCAAAGAGGCUUCCUCUGACAGACAUUCUCUGUGCUUCCUUCACGUUUCCAACCACAUCUUAGAUCCUCGGGAAAAUAAAUACUUUACCGACCACUCUACAACACCCACCAUGUCUCGCUUCCGGUCCUCUGCGGAUGACCUGGCUUACGGUGACAUACCACAACGAUGGGAUCGUGACCGCUUCGAACGAUUCAACGCACGUGAUGCACCUCCGAGACGGUUUGAGGAAGACUACCGCUAUGAAGAGCGCGACCGACCCGGCCGGCGCGAUGUCGCCGUCACUGACCGCAUCGAUGAGCGUGGACCUGGCGGAAGCUACCACGAGCGAGACCGCUAUGUGGAAGAAGACCGCUUUGGUCCCGCUCGGCCGCGCAGACGCACUGACAAGGAGCUCUUUGGCGAUGUGGAUCCGCGUGAGCUUGCCAGUAUGGCUCUCACGCCGUAUAGACGUAAAAGCAUUGGCCGGCAGGAGAUGGACAUCGAUAUUGAGCGCCGUGGCCCUCCUCGACCGGGCUUGCUACGCCGGCAGAGCAGUCUGGAUACAUUUGACCGACGGCCGGCACGUUACGCUCGAGAUGACCCUCGCGUUCCACCCUAUGUGCCAGUGCCGUUACCAAUUCGCAAGUACGAGGAGCCCUUCGAAGAGCGCAUACGGUACCGAGACUUUAUCCCUGAGGACUACCGCGAGGUAGAGAUACAGCGCGAACGGUCCGUGCACCGUCAUCGUGAGAGCGAUGCGCGUAGUGAAGCUCGCUCGCGGAAAAGCAAGGCCAAGUCUGUCUCGACUCGACGGACGUCGAUCAGCAGUAGCAGCAGCGAGACAGUCGAAGAGAGCGAGAAGGCGGAAAGCAUCCGUGAGAGCAUCGCGGAGACCGAGCGCAAGAUCAAGCGUGGCAAGACUCGCAUGCCUAAGCGGCUGGUACGCAGAGAGGCGAUUAUGGAUUUGGGCUAUCCCUUUGACGAGGAGGAGAAUUUCUUCGUUCUCCGGAUUGCGUUGGAGAAAGACCAGAUAGAUGAGGUGAUCAAGAUUAGCGAAACCUACAAAGACGGUGAGAAGAAAAAGAUCUACCGCUUCGAGGAGAAGGCGGAAGAUUCUGAGUCCGACUUGACAGAAGUACCAGCCCGCGUCGAGCACGAAGAGGUGACUCGUACCGAGUGGAUCAAUCCACCCACCGAGAUUAUGGCUAGGGCACCGGCAGUACCACGUACCGAACGUGCCCGCUCAGUUCGAGCCUCUUCACCAAGCGCUCAGAGCUCCAUCUCACGACGCACCUCGCCCCCGCGUCGUACUUCACCAUCGCGCACGGUCCGUUCGCACCGCGCUCAAUCUCGCCGGCCGCCGUCACCAGGGACGUUCGUGGAAGAGCGUCGGACAAUCAUCGAAGAUCGAUCGGCCUACCCGCCGCCUCCCCCGCCAGGUGCCAUCCCCAUGCCUGCCGAGCCUUACAUUGACCAUCGAACCUAUAUCUCCGAGCAUGUUGUCGUCCCGCCACCUCCUCCACCGGGCGCGCUUGUUCUAAGGGAGCGCGAGGUACGUUCUGACCGCGACGUUCAGGCCGAGAUCCGUGCUCUUGAAGCAGAGCGUCGUGCGCUACGGCUCGAACGCGAGGCAGAGGAGAAGCGUGGCAUGGCGCUCCCACUGCGCCAGCAUCCAGAUGAGGACUUCCAGCUGGUGGAGUAUCGUGAAAGGAGGCCUAGGGAGGUGGUGGAAGUGGUGGAGCGCGAAAAGAGUCCGCCACGCAAUGUCAUCCGUGUGGAGAAGGACCGGAAAGAGAAACGUGGACCAAAUCCCAGGCUUGUCGCAGCUGCGCUCGCAACACUUACAUGACAGGACGACUACUUAACCGUGCAGAGUCCGGAGGGUUCACUACAACGAUAGACUGCUUGUCCGUUUCACGCCGCUAAGGCAUAUCGAAAUAUGACGCGUGGGUUUAUGAGUCCUGGGACGGAUUCACUGUCAUUUCGAUGGCACAGAAUGAGAUACGAACCUGCAUGACGGAUAAAUUACUUAUGACAAAGCGCGGAGACUGGGAGCAAUCUGUCAUGAUGAGGCUACGAACAGCGAUAUAUGAGCAUCCGAGGUAAUCUCCCG
Molecule: messenger RNA, 2187 nt
Organism: Baudoinia panamericana UAMH 10762
Lineage: Eukaryota; Fungi; Ascomycota; Dothideomycetes; Mycosphaerellales; Teratosphaeriaceae
Exons: 3
Coding region: 205-1923 (572 amino acids)
Source: RefSeq, a predicted model, not a curated record